CUCACUGCCACCAUGAACGCCAGGUGCAGCAUCUGCCUUGAUACCCUGACUGAGAAGUCGUCUCCUAUGACCACCGUUUGCGGCCAUCUCUACUGUCUUGACUGUGCAACGUUCAACUUUGCCUCGGACAACUCCACCUGCGCGAUUUGCCGCAGGCCACACACGCUCCCGGCGCUGAUCAAGCUCUAUCCGGACUAUGAGCGGUCCAAACUUAAUCGAGCGGGCCCAUCGUCUGGGACUCGGAGUAAGGCGCACAUUGCAAGUGCCGGCGCGGGAGUGCUCGAUGCGUGCUACGAUGUGAUCAAGAGCGAGAAAGAUGCAUGCGAUCCAGAAGCGCUGGAGACGGCGCUGUCCAAGUAUGUGCUGCACAACUGCCACAGCUUAUAUUGAAACCUUCCAGGACGAAUGAUCUGGUUCGCGACUUCGUUGACGAAGAUGACCCAGAUACUCGAAAUCUGCUGAGAACAAUAUGUACCGCGCUCUCCGAGAUCCGAUCCAGACUCGAUAAGACAUCGGGGGUACCACAGCUGGAAGAAGAAC
Molecule: messenger RNA, 540 nt
Organism: Laetiporus sulphureus 93-53
Lineage: Eukaryota; Fungi; Basidiomycota; Agaricomycetes; Polyporales; Laetiporaceae
Exons: 3
Coding region: 13-390 (125 amino acids)
Source: RefSeq, a predicted model, not a curated record